CCUUUUUUUUUUUUUUUUUUUUUUUUUUUACACAGAGGCAGCAUUACGCCAUUCUUCCCUCUUGGAAAACUGGGAUUUAAAGAAGUCUCCUUCAAGAUACGACACAGAAUUGCAGGAGAAAAAGGAAAGUCAAGUUUCUCCUUUCAAUGCACAAAAAAAAAAAAAAAAAAAAAAGCUUCAGCAUUGAUCUCUUUACUGGGAACCGGAGGACUGAACAAGUGAUAGACGUUUCACUAUGGGACUGAAUUGUGGAGCUGAGAAUAACGAUUUGGAAAAUUUGAUAGUCCAAAUAAAACUUCACUGGGGUUUGAAUCUGUGGUUUUGCAAACUUGUUGUGUUCUUAUUCCAAACUACAGCAACCUCUGGAGAGUGUUCUCUUGCUCGGAUUCAAAGGAAGCUCAGAGGAUGAAAGUUUUGAAACGUCUCCCUCUUUUAUUCGGGUGCUGGACUCUGCUCUAUCUGGGUCUAGCCCCAGUAGUACUGAGCCAUAGUGGGACCGCGCACAGUAGCCCUGACGGCAGACAAGAGGCGAGCAGAAGCGCGAGGAAAGAAAGCACCCUGCAGUCUCGAGCAAGGGGUCCCGCGACGCCGAUGACUGGGGGCCAUGUCAUGGGGAGCCGGACACCGUCAAACGGGGCGAGGAUCACUCAGAUUAGGACAGGAGCCCCUUUGAUUCGGGGCGAGACAGACAAGACAGCCGCCAAGGUCGUGUCGUCUACAGGUGGACAUGAUGGAAUCGGGACCGGGCACGCCGGAGGGGCGAUAGACCUGGGAAGGAAAGAAGCCGCGCGUUCUUGGGUGCCUGGAGCGGCGGCGAGGACGGGGAGCGCCUCAGUAAGAAACGCAAACCCACACGUUGGCACCCAAGAAGCCAGGAUACCUUCCGUGGGCAGCAGGGUCGGGGACGCUGCUAAAACCGAGACCGAGGCGUCCAGAUCUGGGGAUCACAUAACUGUUAGCCGAAAGGCAGUUGCCCCGCUUGCGCAAAGGAAGUCCAAAGCUACUACUGGACAGGCUAAAAUCCUCAAGGACUCCUCCAAGCACCCGCUAGUUACACCUCAUGACUACAUGCUUUCACUGUAUAGGACUCUAUCUGCAGCAGAGACGACGGGGCUGAACAGCAGCGUGCUGCAAGAGGCUGGACUGGCUAACACCAUCACCAGCUUCGUGGACAAAGAACAAGAUGAGCACGGGCCUCCUAUCAGAAAGCAGAAGUAUUUGUUUGACAUCAGCGCUCUGGAGAAGGACGGCUUGCUUGGAGCUGAGCUGCGUAUCCUUCGGAAGAGGCCAUCUGAUCCCAGGAAAGCUCAUUCCUCCGGGAGCCUUUACACCCUCCGGUUAUCCUCCUGUCAGGCCAGCAGCCAGGCCUCAGUGCUCCUCGACUCCCGCAUGAUUGACGUUCUCGACACGCCCCAGUGGGAAGUGUUUGACAUCUGGAAGCUUUUCAAGAACUUCAAGAACUCGGCGCAGCUGUGCUUCGAGCUGGAGGCUUCGGAAAGGGGGCGGCCCGAGAACCUCAGGGUCCUGGGAUUCAACAGGAUCGGCCGCCCGGCCAAGGAGAAGGCCUUCUUUCUGGUCUUCGGUAGGACCAAGAAACGAGACCUGUUCUUCAAUGAGAUCAAGGCCAGGUCCGGACAGGACGACAAAACUGUGUACGAGUACUUAUUUAACCAGAGAAGGAAGAGAAGAGCCCCUCUCUCCUCUCGCCAGGGGAAAAGGCAGAUGAAGAACCCCAAGCCCAGGUGCAACAAGAAGCCCCUUCACGUGAACUUUAAGGACAUGGGCUGGGAUGACUGGAUCAUUGCCCCACUGGAGUAUCAAGCUCAUCACUGCGAGGGGGUUUGCGAUUUCCCUCUCCGAUCACACUUAGAACCUACAAACCACGCCAUCAUCCAGACUCUAAUGAACUCUAUGGACCCUGACUCCACCCCUCCCACCUGCUGUGUCCCCACCAGACUGAGUCCCAUCAGUAUUCUGUACAUAGACUCUGCGAACAAUGUGGUGUACAAGCAAUAUGAUGACAUGGUGGUGGAGUCGUGUGGGUGUAGGUAGCAAUACUUCUUGUUGUGCUGUAUGGUUUCUGACUGGAUGGAUUUGUAUGAAGAAUAGUUUGCCUAGUUGUCGUCUUCUUCAGGGCAUUGAAACGCAAAUUGUCUGGUAAAGGGACAGCCUUCUUUGAGUCGUCCAUUCUUACAGGAAACCAGAACACUUCCUAAGAUGAGGGCAAUUCUAAAAAAGAAAAGAAAGAAAGACAUAGCAAAUGGGUUCACUGUUUUGUUGCACUUCCUUGGCCAAUCAUGAAAUGUAACUGGAAUAUGUUGUUUGCAUUGUAGCUUUCAGACACCCUUCUGAAAUGCGUAGUAUUAUUGUAGGAGUCCCAGGUACUUCAAUGAUAUAAACCCUGGCUAUUAUGUUUAUCAGUAUUACUGAAUCAAAACAACAAUCUCUAGUUUAUACUGACUUUACCAGUCUUCAUAUAAAGCACUCCACGCAUGCCUUCCUGUUUAAGCACAGAUGAUUGUCCUGCAGUUGAGUUGGCAGAUCUGUGAUGCUGGGAGGCAGUCAGGCUCUGCAGUCGGCAAUUGUUUAAGCACAGAUGAUUGUCCUGCAGUGAAGUUGGCAGAUCUGUGAUGCUGGGAGGUGUCAGGUGCUGCAGUCUGCAAUGUAACAAUAAACCACAAAUGUGACAUCUUCUUACCCACGUUUGUAAUAGCACUCGUGUAAUUGUUGGAUACAUCCUCUAAUCGAAUCUAAACCACUGGCUUCUAAAGGCACCAGAAGACCCAUGUGGUUUGAAAUGGCCAGCAACCCGUCCAUUGCUAUCCAUAGUGCUUCCUCGGGUACAAACAUGGGAGUCGUUACAGAUCUGUGGUUGAAUUGUUAUGUCACACAUAUCCAUUGUAUGUCAGUGAGAAAGAUAACCAUUGCCACACUGUUAUCUGGAAAUACAGUCAAUAUCAGUAUUCUAGAACAUUGUUAAUACAGUAUAUAUUUAUAUAUAUAUUAGAAGAUGUAAACUUUGGAAUUCAGUGUCUAUGUAUUUAUACUUGUUGGAAUUAAAUGAAUCGAUAUCUUAAUGCUGGAUCAAAUAUAGACCAUCAUUUACUGGAUGAGCCACCAUGGCCAACAGGUAUCCAUAUUAAACU
Molecule: messenger RNA, 3146 nt
Organism: Polyodon spathula (Mississippi paddlefish)
Lineage: Eukaryota; Metazoa; Chordata; Actinopteri; Acipenseriformes; Polyodontidae
Product: growth/differentiation factor 5-like
Exons: 2
Coding region: 406-2052 (548 amino acids)
Biological process (GO): SMAD protein signal transduction; BMP signaling pathway
Cellular component (GO): extracellular region
Molecular function (GO): cytokine activity; growth factor activity
Source: RefSeq, a predicted model, not a curated record